Messenger RNA from Archocentrus centrarchus (flier cichlid), 1131 nucleotides. RefSeq names its product tumor necrosis factor receptor superfamily member EDAR-like. Gene Ontology annotation, cellular component: plasma membrane. Gene Ontology annotation, molecular function: protein binding; signaling receptor activity. The record is from RefSeq and is a predicted model, not a curated record. Gene Ontology annotation, biological process: positive regulation of canonical NF-kappaB signal transduction; positive regulation of JNK cascade. NCBI's taxonomy places the organism in Eukaryota, Metazoa, Chordata, Actinopteri, Cichliformes, Cichlidae. The transcript is spliced from 10 exons. The coding region runs from base 1 to 1131 and encodes 376 amino acids.
AUGGAUGUUUACCUAGUUGAGGCUCAUCUCUGUGCUUUUCUGCUCCUGGUUUGCUGUAUGCUGGUGCAAUCUGAGCCCAUCUGUGAUCAGACAGAGUUCUUACACCUUAAUGGCACUUGUGUUGCAUGCCCUACAUGUGUGCCUGGAGAAGAGCUCUCAGAGGACUGUGGCUUUGGAGAUGGUGGGGAAGGCGUUUGUAUUCCAUGUGAAGAAGGAAAGUUCAGCACAGAAACAGGUGUGGCUCCCUGCAGAAGAUGCACUCAGUGCACUCUGCUGAACCGCCGUGAGGAGGCAGCAUGCUCACCCACCAGUGAUAGCCUGUGUGGACAGUGCCUCCCAGGGUAUUACGAACUCAGGAGCAUGGCUGGGGAAGUGGAGUUGCUGUGCUUACCUUGUUAUAGUCAUGACAAAGUCCAUAAAGAGUGUUUGCUUUUAACAUCUCAAGGUUUUAAAGCACACAGUAGCACCAGCUCACCUAAGGAAAUUAUCAGAGACCCAGAAGAGAAGAGAGUCAAAGAAGAAACUUUUUCAGUGGUCCUCAUUGGUUCAGCAACAGCUUUCCUGAUUUUCGUCCUUGCUCUGCUGCUUUGGGGUUUCCUCCUGAUUGCUGAGAAAUUCAAGAAGUUUCCUGUAUAUGCUCCCAAGUCUGAAGGACAGGCAGUUUCAGCUGAAGGUUUAGCAAGAGGUCUAAACUCACUGAGCCAUGACAAUGAGAUGCAUCCUACUUCUAUUGUGAUUAAUCUCACCACCAACAUCAAGCCCUCCAGUCCGAAUAAAGAAAGCAUCACACGGGAGGAACAACAAUGCUUCAUCACACAGGAGAUGGAGCGAAAAUUGCAGAAAAUAUGGGAGGUUGCUCAAGGUCAGAGUAUUGAGAUGCUCGACUAUGACUCAGUUCAGGACUUGUCCAUCCUGCUUGACUCUGCUGACAACAUCAACACCCUAAGGAGACUGGGACGGUCUUUGGGUGUCCCACCUCAUGUCAUUGCUCGUAUCCAAGGCUUCCAGGACCUUUUUCAGUACUUACGCACCUCCACCUACACACUCUUGCCCCAGUUGGCCCAGGCUGCUGUGCUCUUGCCGAAUUCUGAAGUUUUUGAGAGGAUACACAGAGCUGUGGUGAACAAAUGA